CCACGCAGGCAGGCACCUUACUCUUUUCCUUUCACUUCUUUUUACAACGGCCAAAACUCUGCUUUUCUCUCAGCGGUCGCCAACAAGGAACCCAAAUAAAGCAAUUUGUUGGACCGAAUAAAGUGCGGGAAGAACACAAAAUAUUUAAUGUAUAAAAAUUACUACCUAGGUGAAAAAGAGUAAAGUAGGAAAAAAGUCGAUGAUUCCACAAGUGGGGUUCAACACGAUGUCGUUCAUUCGUUGGGGGGAUGAUAGUUUUAGCAGUGAGACGACUGCGUUUAAUGUGGUUUUCUGCUUUUCUCUCUUUCUUUCGCCUGCAACAUUGGAAUUCGGUCCUGUGAGCUCGGUUUCUCUGUCUCUGUCUUUCUCUCUUUCUAUAUUGUUCUUUUUUCUCUCUCCCCGAAGUGGAACAAAGUAGAGCAGAGUAUAAAAUCAGAUUUCUCAGGGAACACAAGCUAUUCUGUUUUUCUACUGGAAUUUUCAGAGUGUUUCCACAAAUUCUAGGUUACCUCUUUGUGUUUUCCCAGCUAAAUUGUCUUAACCACUGUUGGGCAUACCUUCAUUUCAACUGUUUCGUCUCUGAGAAAACUAAGAACCUGAAUUCUGCUUAUGACUUCCCUUCCCUUUCUCUUUGUUAGGUCUUGGUUUCUAGGUUCCCACACUUUGCUUAAAAAGAUUGUUUUUUUCGUUUUAAUAAAACGAGUACGAUAGUGAUAGUUGUUGGAAUAGUAUUGGGGGAUUUUUAAGCUCCUUAAAAAAAAAUUGGAAGGUUAAUUAUUUAUUUUUUCUGGUGUGACAUCUUUGUUUUAUCCCUGGGUAGGGCGUUGAAUGACUCAAAAAUGGCCGAGUCAACCAAAGUAAGGUUGGUUCGGUGUCCAAAGUGUGAAAACCUUCUUCCAGAGCUUGCUGAUUAUUCUGUUUACCAGUGUGGUGGUUGCGGUGCUGUUCUUCGAGCAAAAGUUAGGAAUCGUGAAGCAGAUACCUUCUCAGAGAAGUCGGAAGAGGACAGGCUUGGAGGAGUUUCUACCAAAUCCCAAAUUUCCCCAGAGAAAGGAAUAGUAGACUCGAGUGAUGCCUCUGAUACAGAUGUUAAAUCGAGUGCUGGCUCUUUGAUGUGUGAUCAAAAGGAUCCCGAGAAGAAUGAUGUUGAUUGCGCUGACAGAAGUAGGACUGAGUCUAAGGUUGCUGGUGAUAAAUGGUCUGUUGAGAAUGGUAAUGAUGUUAGCAGAAAUAAGGAUGAAAUAGUAAAUGCUAUUGGAAGGCGACAGGAGGAUUUGGAUUCGAAUUUUGGAUAUACUGGUGGAUCGCAAGGACUGGGACAUAAAUCAGAUUGGCAAUCUAGGAAGCAAGAAGAGAUGGAGGAGUCUCAGAGAAUUCCAAGAGUGGUUGUAGAAGGUGUGCGACUUUCAACUUCAAACAAUCCAGAUGAAGGCCCAUCAAACCAUAAUUUGGAUUCCUCUUAUGGUUAUAGCGAACCAUUGCGGAAUCGAACUGACCAGGAUGGCCCUAGUAGAAUUCAGCUUGAACAAGAUCGAGCUGAGCUUCUGAGGAAGCUAGAUGAGCUAAAGGAGCAACUUAGUCGCUCUUGUGAUGUGGUUGAAAAACCAAACGAGAAGGUUCCACUUGAUGGGAGAGUUGUUCCUCCAGAGCCUCAUGGUGGUGCUGAUACCUGGUUUCCAAAUGUUUCUUCUGGAUCACGCAAUGCCUCAAUGCCUUUCUAUGGACCUGAUAAACGUGCUGCAGGAGCAGGACCCUCUUAUUUUAGUCAUUUCCCAGAACCCUUCUCUUAUCCUGUUGGGCAUGAUAUGACUCGGCAUGGGUUGUAUCCUCCAAUGCAUAAUCCAAAUCAUAUUCCUCCAUAUGGAGAUCCUUUUGGACCCCAAAUUCUUGGGAGAGCUCCCCACCAGUUGCCUGGAGAAUACCAACAACAGCCGCCUCACACAUACUUUUCUGGACAGUACAUUGAAAAUAAUCAUGACCCAUUUAUGUCAUAUCCCCAAAGUUCUGUCUUGCACCAUGCUUCUUGUUCUUGUUUUCAUUGUUAUGAGAAACAUCGGCGGGUUCCAGCACCUGUUCCUCCCAGUGCAUUUGGUAAUAAAAGAUUCCCUGAUGUCCCUAGCAAUCCAAUGUACCAUAUUGAGAACCCUGGGACUUUUGGUUCGCAUUUCCAUAACUCUAGGACUACGAUGCCUCCUCCGUUAAAUGUACGUGGUACACAAGUGCAUGCUAGAUGGCCCAGUGAUAUUAACACUGAAAUAGGUGGUUUUGUUCGGUGCCGUCCCCAGAGGGUGGUGUUAGCCAGUGGUGGCCGCCAUUUUCGUCCUAUAGCUGGCGGUGCUCCAUUUAUAACUUGUUAUAAUUGCUUUGAGCUACUACAAAUGCCCAGGAAACUGCAGCUCAUAGUGAAAAAUGAACAUAAAUUGCGCUGUGGAGCCUGUUCUACUGUAAUAAACGUUACCGUCGUAAACAAGAAACUUGUUCUUUGUGAUCAUGCAGAAACAAAGGGAAUUUCUGUGGAGGUUGAUGAUAGCUCUAAUGAAGUUGUGAAUGAUAAUUCCUCACAUUUCCGUGGCCGUGUGAACCGGAUUGCUAACUUCUCUUCUGAUGAUUAUGAUCAUUCAGGUUAUGACUUUCAGUCAAUGGACAGAGAACCUGUUGCCUUGUCAAUGGGCCAGGCUUUGAACUCAGUCAGACCCCAGGAAUUGCAGAACUUUCAUUCUUCAUCUCCAAGCACCUCUGAGGACGAAAACAGUCCAGAUGUUUUAAUUGCUUCAAGAGAUGAAGUGAAUUCUGUUGAGCAGCCAAUCAAACCCACUUUGUCUCCUCCACCUGCAGGCUCACCUCUUCAAGAGCACUUUGAUUACUCUUCUAACAAUCGUGCAGUCAACCGAUUUGGGAAGGGAAAUCGGAGUAGUCGCUCUGAUCAAGAGAAAGUUAUGUCAAACAAGGCUACCACAAGACAAAAUUCUUUAAAAGAAGCAUCAUUACCUACUGAGAUGGAGGUGUCUUUCAAUGACUACUCCAAUACUGGUAUUUCUCAAGAUUCAGGGGAUGCAACCAGAGAAGAUGAUCAACUGAAAAUGACAAAAGGAGGUGAAUCAUUUUUUGCAAAUAUUAUUAAAAGGAGUUUUAAGGAUUUUUCGAGAUCUAAUCAAACAGAGGAACGUGGAAAAAGCAAUAUUUCAGUUAACGGGCAUCCCAUACCUGAACGUGUGGUUAAAAAGGCUGAAAAGAUGGCUGGACCAAUUCACCCUGGACAGUAUUGGUAUGAUUUCCGUGCUGGAUUCUGGGGUAUUCUUGGUGGGCCUUGUCUUGGCAUAAUUCCUCCAUUUAUCGAAGAAUUUAACUAUCCGAUGCCAGAAAAUUGUGCUGGUGGGACCACUGGUGUUUUUGUAAAUGGGAGGGAGCUCCAUCAGAAAGAUUUGGAUUUGCUUGUUAAUAGAGGUCUUCCAACUGAUAGAGAUAGAUCUUACAUCAUUGAGAUUUCAGGGAGAGUUCUGGAUGAGGACACUGGUGAAGAGCUAGAUAGCCUUGGCAAACUUGCCCCAACAGUUGAGAAAGCGAAGCAUGGUUUCGGCAUGAAAGCUCCAAGAUCAGCUGCAUGAUGAAUUAAACAAUCACAGAGUUAUCCCAUGGAUACAAAAAGUUUUGAUUCAAUCUAAAUCAAGUGCAGGAAUUACCAUCUUGGCAAAACGGUUGGAAGGACUGAAUGGUGUUUCUCUAGCUACUCCUCUGGGUUGGUUAGUGUUGGAUGGUUUCUUAAGCCCUUGAUAAGUGGAAACUAUAUUAGUGAAUGAGGUUUCUGAUUUAUUUGAUAUUUUCUCUGGUAGUUAGAAUGCACAUUCUGAACUAUUGCUUGCUCUUGCUGCAUUUGUAUAUGCAAAUUUAUGUAAAUUUUCUUUCAUUCUGCCACAUGGUUUACCGUGUGAGAUUUGGCUUUCCUUAGCUAUCAACCUUGAAUAUUCAAAACCAGAAUGUCAAGUUCCUGUUA
Molecule: messenger RNA, 3991 nt
Organism: Theobroma cacao (cacao)
Lineage: Eukaryota; Viridiplantae; Streptophyta; Magnoliopsida; Malvales; Malvaceae
Product: protein ENHANCED DISEASE RESISTANCE 4-like
Biological process (GO): regulation of defense response to fungus
Source: RefSeq, a predicted model, not a curated record